Messenger RNA from Amorphotheca resinae ATCC 22711, 1953 nucleotides. RefSeq lists its product as hypothetical. Bases 1 to 1953 code for a protein of 650 amino acids. Gene Ontology annotation, biological process: peroxisome inheritance. The transcript has 2 exons. The record is from RefSeq and is a predicted model, not a curated record. Gene Ontology annotation, cellular component: extrinsic component of intraperoxisomal membrane. NCBI's taxonomy places the organism in Eukaryota, Fungi, Ascomycota, Leotiomycetes, Helotiales, Amorphothecaceae.
AUGGCGUCUUCAAGUCCUGCGACUCCAAUUUCUCGCCGUUCGAUCAGCCUGCCAUCCCCUCAGUCGGCUUCCGGACCAGAUCCGCAGAUCGAGGUCCUAUACCAUCAUCCCUCAGCGCGGAUCAUUUCGUUCACGACGUCGAAUCCGACAUCACAAUCAAGCCCAAUUACCAGUAGCCCUGGAGGAGAAGAGGAACCGGGGAGCUUGUCCUGGGUAUCUAGAUUCGAAAGGACUAUCGCAGUUGGUCCUUUACGCAUAUAUCGCGCCCCAGGCUCUGUAGCAUUUUUGAACUGUUCGAGAGCUCUCCAGCCCAUACUACAAAAAUCACAAUGUUGGGAAGUGGAUGGAUCGGGUAAAUUCGUCUUACAGAUAAGGCGGCCUCAAUACUGGCGCAUCGAAGUACCCAGCAAGAGCGAUGACGAUAAGGUUCGGGUUGAGGAGCUCAAAGAAGUACUCGCAAAAGUGCUAUUAUUCGAGAAGACUCCGUGUCCAUUCCAAAGGAAUUUUACAGUGGAACUGCCCGACCCUCCACAAACACCCGUUAGGAAGAGGCCAUGGAAACCGGUGGAGAGACCAAGGCUCGAUAUAACACCUACACCAAAGCACGCGGAUGAAGAGAAUAGCUAUUCUGCCGGCAAAGGAUCUUCCAAGACGCAGUCCUUAUCGACCAUUAGUGAACUUGUAUCCACUCCUACAACCCCCUCUCGGGACCCAGCCUCUUCGACCACGACCACGCACACACCGGGCACGCCCUCAAUUGCUGAUCUAUACCCUCCGAAUAACGGGAAUAGACCUGAAUUGUCCUCAAGUCCCGACAGCAAACAGAAGGAGGAUGAGACAGUAUUGCCAGAUCCUUUUACAAAUACAAUCUCAGACAAGAACACUCCAGCUGGCAUUUUGGCGCCAUCAUUAUUGGAGUCUUCAGUGAACAGUUCAAGAUUCGGCAGUUCAAGUGGACUUGAAGAAGACAGUGAUAACUUCAGUGAUACUACUGAUGAUACAAAUGUCACAGUCAAAGUCCAGUCCCAGCCAGCCCUCCGGCCAACGACAUCUGAACCCAACAACGACGAUCGUCCCCAGGCAGUACAAAACCGCAACCGAUUGAUAACAGACACCCCUGUUCUCUCAAUUGUUACCAGUUCACCAUCCAAGUCUAGAACAAAUUCCCCCUUGCGAAACUCCACUGUAGUUGAAUCAAACCCGAACUUUUCUUCCAGCGUUGAGUCAUUCCACUCAGUGCAAUCCUGGCAUUCUCCUCUAGCUCCCCCUUCACCUCCAACCUCCCACCCCUCCUCUCCAACUACUACUACCAGUUACCCCUAUCCGCAUGAUAAUAUUGUUCUGCCGAAACGACCACAUCACACACGCGAUACGUCAGAACUUACAACCGCGUCUCAUACACCCGGUGCCUGGGAGACGACGUCAAUAGAUUCGGGAUCUGUUCCAAGGAGUUUGUCACCACCGCCCAAAACCCCUACAUUGGUGAACGAUACCAACGAAAAAUCGGAUGAUGAGCAAUUUGAAGUUAUUACCCCUCCAACUGCAAGGUCGGGUCUCCGUCAUCGAGCUACGACAAGUAGCAAUUCACGUCGCCGGACCCUAUCGCCUCUUCCUGCAGCUGUGAAUCUCUUCUCACCUCCGAAACACCGUCUAAAGCGGCUUCAGACCACUAGGCACCUUCCCACUGCAAUCAUCCAGAAGACCUGCGAGAUCCUCUUGAGCCCUCCAAGCCACCUACUUCAGCUGAUGCUUAAUAUUGCCUCUAAGAUUGCAGCGGGUGAGUGGAAGGGCGUGCUUUCUGGGAAUGGAGAAGAUGUUCAUUGGGAUUUCGAGGAUGAAUACGUUGGGGAGGGAUGGACCGAGGACGAUUAUGGAAUGAGUCUGCCCAACACAGAAGCUAGGCCUAAGAAAGCCAACACAAAGACUGAGGGAGGCUUUUGGGAGGUUGAUUAG